This is a messenger RNA of Oncorhynchus masou masou (cherry salmon), 609 nucleotides long. Its product is annotated as GPALPP motifs-containing protein 1-like. The record is from RefSeq and is a predicted model, not a curated record. Bases 1 to 609 code for a protein of 202 amino acids. The transcript is spliced from 4 exons. Lineage: Eukaryota; Metazoa; Chordata; Actinopteri; Salmoniformes; Salmonidae.
AUGUUGGCAGGGACACUACAGGCUGAGGACGUUGGACACUACGCUGGUGGGACACUACAGGCUGAGGAGGACACUCCUCAUGUUUCAGCAAGAGGAGGAGGAGGUGAUCAAGAGACGAAGCAAGACGAGCAGCAGACACGGUCACGGCAGCGGGACGACCAGGAUGGAUCCACCGCAGAAAAACAGCACAGGGUGGAAGAGGCGGUGAGUAGGAGGCUUGAGGAUGAUGACGAUGAUGAUGAUGGUUUCUUCGGACCAGCUCUUCCUCCUGGGUUCUCAAAGCCACAGGCUUCACCAGAGAGGCCAGGUGUAUUGGGACCAGCCUUACCCCCAGGAUUUCACAGACCGGCCUCUGAUGAAGAUGAUGAUGAUGGUGAGGAUGAUUUCCCUCUGCCAGCCCCUGCCACGGGCUACACAGCAGAACCCUCCAGCGGUGAUGAAGAGGAGGAUGAAGAGGUGAUCGGACCCAUGCCUGCUCUUGGUGCCAUCCGGGACUCCGUGGCUCUGGACAUCGAACGCAGAGCUCAGAAGAUGAAGGACAGACUGACAGGAGCAGAUGAGAACUCCACCGCCACUUAUUCUACAUCUAGACUCUUGUCCUACAUCUAG